This is a messenger RNA of Soboliphyme baturini, 180 nucleotides long. The record is from the annotation of a GenBank genome assembly. Lineage: Eukaryota; Metazoa; Nematoda; Enoplea; Dioctophymatida; Soboliphymatidae.
AUGAGCCAGUCCUCGCCUCCUCAGUUCGUCUACGAAAAGGGACUGCUGUGGCUGGAACUCGACGAUCCUCGGUGCCAUGAACCUUAUGGGUCAGCGCGAGUUUCGUCGACGUACGCCUACGGCCUGAGCCAGGUUAUGACAGCAGGAAGUAUUAGUGGUCGAAACGCGUCGAAGCGCUGA